Molecule: messenger RNA, 6354 nt
Organism: Oreochromis aureus
Lineage: Eukaryota; Metazoa; Chordata; Actinopteri; Cichliformes; Cichlidae
Gene: large2
Product: LARGE xylosyl- and glucuronyltransferase 2
Exons: 15
Coding region: 323-2575 (750 amino acids)
Biological process (GO): protein O-linked glycosylation via mannose
Molecular function (GO): glucuronosyltransferase activity; xylosyltransferase activity
Source: RefSeq, a predicted model, not a curated record
GAAAGGAGGGCACGAAGCAGUGACAGAGGGUGAAGAACUGGGACAAAAGUCUGUCGAGAGAGAAAAGAACUCUGGAGUUUAUUGUUGGAGCUUUGAAAGAGGAGGAUUAGAAGGAGCGAAUGAGGAGGGCUUGAUUCACUCCAUGGAGCUGAAUUUGGAUUUGCAGCCACAUGCUGAGUGCAGGAGAGGAAAAACGCAGAUGAAAGGAUGCUGCAGGGACCUGCCGAGGGACUGAGCCCCACCUGAUACCCCCCACCCCGCCCCUCCCCUCGUCCUCUUCCCGACCCCUCACCCUCGGAGCCCUCAGUGCCGCUGUCCCAUCAUGAACCUGCUUUGCCGCGGGCGUCUAAAGCUGCUGGCGGCGUCACUCACAGCCAUCGUCCUGCUCACCUGGCUCUACCUUCUGGCUGGAAACCUGGAAAAUGGUCGUUCCCUUCUCCUGACUCCUUGCCUGGCGGACACUCCAGCUGCCCAGGUCCUAGAGCGGGCCGUCCUUGAGUCGCGGGUUCGGGAGGUGGAGGAGGAGAACCGGCAGAUCCGCCUGCAGCUCAGCCAAUCGCAGGGUAUGGCUGGCCAGGCAGCGGAUGGUAACUAUGGCAACCAGCAGUGGGGCGCGUCUGCAGACACGGGGCCCGAGGAUGGCGACAACACGGCAGAGGAGAAGAACAACCACACGGGGUGUCCCCGCUCACCCACCGUCCAGAAGUGUGAGCUGAUCCAUGUAGCGUGCGUUUGUGCCGGUCAUAACGCCAGCAGAGAUGUGGUCACACUGGUCAAGUCGGUCCUCUUUCACAGGAGAAAUCCUCUCCACUUUCAUUUUAUCACUGACACAGUAGCAAAUCGAAUCCUGAGUUCUCUGUUCCAGUCCUGGAUGGUUCCAUCUGUGCAAGUCAGCUUCUACGAUGCAGAUGAACUCAAGUCUGAAGUGUCGUGGAUACCCAACAAACACUACUCAGGUAUUUACGGCUUGAUGAAGCUGACGCUAACCAAAGCUUUGCCCUCCGACCUGUCGAAGGUCAUCGUCCUGGACACAGACAUCACCUUCGCUACGGACAUCGCUGAACUCUGGGGCAUUUUUAGGAAGUUUACUGAUAAGCAGGUGAUUGGUCUGGUGGAGAAUCAAAGUGACUGGUACUUGGGCAACUUAUGGAAAAACCACAAACCGUGGCCUGCGCUGGGAAGAGGCUUCAACACAGGCGUCAUUCUUCUGUACUUGGAGAGACUGCGGCGAAUCGGUUGGGAGCAGAUGUGGAGGCUGACGGCAGAGAGGGAACUUAUGAGCAUGCUCAGUACAUCACUCGCUGAUCAGGACAUAUUCAACGCCUUCAUAAAGCAGAACCCAGUCCUGGUGCACCAGCUCCCCUGCUUCUGGAACGUUCAGCUGUCUGAUCACACGCGCUCUGAGCAGUGCUACACUGAGGUGUCUGACCUCAAGGUGAUCCACUGGAACUCUCCUAAGAAGCUCCGCGUCAAAAACAAACACGUGGAGUUCUUCAGGAACCUCUACCUGACCUUCUUGGAGUAUGAUGGAAACCUGCUGAGACGGGAACUGUUCGGCUGCCCGACGCAGGCCAGUCCAGAGAGCAUCAAGCUACAAAAGGCUCUGGAGGAGCUGGACGAGGACGAUCAGUGUUACGACUUCCGCCGAGAGCGACUGACAGUGCACCGAGUUCACCUGUAUUUCCUUCAGUAUGACUACACGCCCACUGAGGACAACACUGACAUCACUCUGGUGGCCCAGCUUUCCAUGGACAGGCUGCAGAUGCUGGAGGCCAUCUGUAAGCACUGGGAAGGCCCCAUCAGCCUAGCUCUCUACAUGUCUGACGCUGAGGCUCAGCAGUUCCUGCGUUACGCCCAGGCCUCCGAGGUCCUCAAGAACCGCAAGAACGUGGGUUACCACAUUGUCUACAAGGAGGGCCAGUUCUACCCGGUCAACCUGGUGAGGAACGUGGCCCUGAAGAAUGCCAACACACCCUACGUGUUCCUGACUGACGUGGACUUCCUGCCGAUGUACGGUCUCUAUGAUUACCUCAGAAAGUCUGUGGUGCAAAUGGACAUGGCUCACACAAAGAAGGCUCUGGUGGUUCCAGCUUUCGAGACCCUUCGUUACCGUCUGUCCUUCCCCAAAUCCAAAGCCGAGCUGCUCUCCAUGCUGGACAUGGGGACUCUCUACACCUUCAGGUAUCAUGUGUGGCCAAAGGGUCACGCGCCUACCAACUAUGCCAAAUGGCGAACGGCCACCACGCCCUAUAAAGUGGAGUGGGAGCCAGACUUUGAGCCGUACGUUGUGGUGAGAAGAGAAUGUCCCGAGUACGACCAGCGCUUUGUGGGCUUUGGCUGGAACAAGGUGUCCCAUAUCAUGGAGCUGGAUGCACAGGAGUAUGACUUGAUGGUCCUGCCGAAUGCUUUCAUGAUCCACAUGCCCCACGCUCCCAGCUUCGACAUCUCUAAAUUUCGCUCCAGCUCCAGCUACCGCAACUGUCUGAACACCCUGAAGGAUGAGUUCCACCAGGAUCUGUCCAGGAAGUAUGGCUCUGCAGCUCUCAAGUACCUCACUGCCCAGAGAAACAUCUAGAAAGUAGACUUGUCAAGAGCAGCUCUGUCAGCCCCGUGAGCUCCGACGCGUACUGACGCUGGAGGGGAGUGCAUCGUUACAGAGUGUGGAUAUAAGCUUUACAGCCCUUUUGAGCAUCCCCGGGCUCCUGUGCAUUAAUUCUCCAGUCGACUGCAACUCAGAGUGACUGAGGACCGGACGCAGAGACGAAAACCAAAACAGGACAGCACAGCUGCGGAUUUUUAACGCGGGACUCUGACACGGCCGAAGGGGACAAUAGACGAGAGUGGAAACUGAUGGGACUAGCUUUAAGGCGAGGAAACAACAACCAUAUUCUUACAAUUUGUUCUGACAAUCAGGGCUUUUUUCAAGAAGACACACAGUGAGCCAGUCGAUCUCCACGGAUAUUUGGAUAUUUUGCACCUGGGGAAAAACUUCCGACAUUAGGAACUAUAUUUGGGAGGCACGUCGAACUGGAGAUUUAAGCCUUAUCACUUUCCUGAUAUUUACUGAGAUAUUUAAUUUUUUUUUUUUUUUUCUUCAGUGCAAAUCUGAACCAAUGAUAGUGAACAUUUGCAUUUACAAUGUUUUGAUUAUGGCUUUACACAAAAAUCAGUUUUUUUUUUGUUUCUAUAUUUUCUGACCUCUUAUAAAGAAAUCCAUAGUGUCCUGGUCAAACGAUUUAAGUUUCUUCUGUGGGCUUCAGGGAUGUGCUGUGUGUGUGUGUGUGUGCGUGUGUGUGUGUGAGAGAGACGGAGAGAGCGAUCCAGCUGCAUCACUGGGCACGUCUUCAACACGCUUACAGCUCGUCUUCAGUGUCACGCUUGCUUCUGUCUUGCAUGUAAAGAGUUGCACAACACAUUCUUGUCAUGUUGGAAAAAUCUGCAUUUUUCUCCCAUUAUUCCUCUCUUGGAAACAGAAAAUUAUUGAUGAGAUGUGUCAUUACCAAUUGGGACCAAUGCUGACACAUAAUCGUGAGUGAUGAAAUGAAGGUGUUGGCUUUGAAAUAAAAGUGCGGCGACGGGCACGAGCUUAUUUUUUGUGCCAUUACAUUUAUAACGUGUCUGAAUCACUGGAUUGUACGUGCCAUCUACUGUACUGUUUUACCCACUGUGCUGCUGUUUUUGUAAAGUCCAGCUGAAAUGUUUCUGCAGCCAAAGUUCAGUUUAUUGUUAUUCCAACUUGCAGACUAGAAUCUGAAGGAUUUCUACAGCUUGUUGUCAGAUUAUUUCGAUGCGGAUCGAGUCUUCUAAUCAGGAGGUGACGUUGAAUUAUCACAGGAAAAAGAAGCUUCUGUGUCCUCUUCUCUUUGCCAAAUUGAAUAUUUUGCCAAGCUAAUUCUACAUGGGAUUUGAAGCUAUUUAAAAUGAAACAGCUGACCGGCUAACUCACAGGAUGUGCUUGAAUGUUUACUGACAGAGAAAAGAAAAGAGUAAAAAAGUAGCGUAGUGUUCCCAACUUUGUGUCAUAGCCUGUUACAUGAUAUCAGUAAACCUGGCAACCUCCACUCUCACAGGAAUAACGUUGGUGAGGGGUGGUGCAGUUGGAGAACUGCAUCCUGCACUGACAACUUUGUGAUUGCUUUAGUUAACGCGGUCACCCGUAGUUUUUUUUUUGUGAAAUGGCAAGUUGCAAACGCUCCCCAACAAACCACUGAGUGAUAGUAAAACUAUCAGGAGUGUGACACAAACCCGAGAUACCAAGAGAAACUUCAAAGUAAAAGUUUUUUCAAUGAAAUGCACAACUUUUACUCUGACGGCUGACGUUCUCCGUUUCAGGUCAACCGGAAACCUGAUAGUUUCACUGCAAAACGAUUAGUUAGUGAGUGUUUGCAGACUAGUCUUCUAUAUAAACUACAGGUGACCAUGGCAAUCUUCUAGCAGCCAAAGAAAUGACAGGGUAGUUUUCAGUGCAGCACUCUUUGUGAUUAACUUCACCGAGGGACAGCAGUCACCCACCAACAAGCACUCGCCAACCAGUUGGGGAAUACUCAUUCCUCCUUAACCGACGAGCCUGCAGGCCUGUGUCACUGGAGACUAAUUAAUGACGUAGUGAAAUCAGAGCAUGAGGUCACUGGAUGUCAAGCGCAGUCACAGUAAACUUCCUGUCCAGCAAUAUUUGUUGUCACAUUUGUUUGUAAGGCUGUUUACAUCAACCAAACCAAGUUACAGGUCAAAGUCUGACACAGAAGGCUUUUUUUUGUAAGUGAAAGUUUUUAACUCCUUGUCUUUGUUUUUUCUGUUACUGGCACAAAAGAGCUUCCGUACGUUGAGGCUUCAUAAAGUCCAGAUGGUUAUUUUUUUUUCCACCGAUGCACAUUUAUUCAGUUUGCUUAGUUGCAUUUAGAAAAGUAUUUUUUUACAAAGUGCAUUACAAAAACAUAUCAUACACGCCUUCUAAAAACUCUUCUACACCCAGUGAUUUAUUAAAACAGAUGGUGUGUAAAUGAUAACAGAACCAUGCAAGAUUUAAGUGCAGCAUCAAGAAUUAAAUACAGUGUGACUGAAUAUUUAAAAAAAAGCUUUAAUAAGGAAGAUAAUAAGAAAUCCGAUUUUCUCAAGCGACGAUGUCCGUUCAGUCUUAAAGUGUGGGUUUGGGAAAAGUUGUCAGGUUGAGGAUGUCAUCACGUGGAAAUCAGUGCGGACAUCUUGUGCCGGUGGUUUGUUAGUCUUUGCAGUGGGCACGCUAACCCUGCACCCAGUUCAGAUCUUGAUACCAAGCUAAGAGCACAACCAAUCUAGUCAAAAUAUCUGACGUGUGUCAAACUGAAUAACUUGGUUACAAAUCAGUUUUCUUUAAAAUCACAAGAGUACAGCGAGCGUCCAAAUAUCUGUUGCCAGCUACAUGAAGUUCAAAGGUUGUGCCCUCAUAUAUAACUCAUGCAGGAGAACCGGCUCCCCUGUCACUGUUAUGCAGCCGCUUUGGCUUUUUACUUUUGUAUAAUAGGAAGGAGGAGCAUCCGCCAUCUUUAUAUACAGUCUAUGUAAACAACCAACAGCCGUCAAUCCAGAAAGCUUCUCUUGGAGUUUCCAGAACUGAUCCAUGUGCUGCAGAAAGAUAUUUAUUUCAGUUGGACUUUAUUCAUUUUCUGUUUGUUUUUAAUGAUGCUCUGUCCAACAUUUCCAAUCAGUAAAAUAUGAUGAAAUAAAUUUGUCAUGUUGUUAUGACAUGUAGCAUUGGACAUGAUGGAUACGUCCGACUGCUUUGGUUUAGUUUUUGGUUAUUUGAACGCUUUGGUCGGUUAUGCUCAGAAGCAUCCGUGUUUAACGUUAUGUUGGAGCUGCCCGCAGGUUGAUCACGAUGUUUGCAUCCUUCCCUGUAGCACAGGAGAACAAAAACAAGCACCAGGAUGCAGCGUUAUCGCUUGUAGCAGCAUCGCGCUGUAGUUUUGUUUUUGAGCAUUCUCUCUACAAAUUUUCAUCUCUACCUGCAUUUAGAGGGAGGGGAAGCAAGCAGAGAAGACUAAAAGCAGAUCUCGUGUAAUUUCCACUGCAAAUACGGCAAACAUGGGAGGUGGGUCACGAGCGACGGUGUGUGUGACAGCCGUUUGACGAGGACUGAGCGCAGACGGUGCCGUGAAGAGCCCUGCUCCCUGCCCACUCCCACCCACACCACCUCUAUUGCCGUGUUGUUGAUUGUGGUAAAUGCUAGUGCCUUUGCUGUAUUGUGAAACUGGAUAUUGAUUGUACUGUUGUACCGACAGGGCCUGGGGAUAGUCAGGCGCUCUAUUUAUUAUUGUUGACUCAAAUCGAUCAUAUUUUUCUAUGUAAGUGCUUUAAAUAAAUUUGCCCUUUUUAUCA